UUUACAAGUGCAAGCUUCGAAAUAUAACAUACAAUACAAGUCAGUUGUUACCGUUAAUAUAUUCGGAGUACGCUACCCCACUGAUACGUGAAUAGCAGUCAUGUCGGACUUUAUUGAAAGUGAGGCAGAAGAGUCAGAGGAGGAGUUUGAGGAGAAGGACUUAAAACCUAAGAAGAACCAGAGAUUUUUGGAAGAAGAUGCAGAUGAAGAGGAAGAAGACGAUAACCCAGAAGACCAGGAUGAGAAAGGGAAUUUACGUGGCUUCAUUGAUGAUGGAGACGAGGUAGAAGAGGAGGAAGAAGCAGAAAAAAGUGGAAGUGGCGGAGGGAGUGAUUCAGAGGAGGAAGUGAGGCGUCGACAUAAAAAAAAGCGCAGCUACGAUGACUACCUGGAUGAUGACGACCUUGACCUAAUUGAGGAAAACUUGGGUGUCAAAGUAAAAAGGAGGAAGAAGAAAUAUGACCGUGUAAAAACACUGGAUGAUGAUGAAGAUGAUGACGAGAAGGACUUGAUCGCAGAUGAGAUAUUUUAUCCGGAUGGUGAAGGGGAGCUGGAGGAAGGCGAGGCUGUUGAUGAACCUAUGCAACAGCCUGAUGAUGAUGAAGAAGGAGAGGAUGAAGAAUCAGAUAUCGAUGACUUCAUUGUGGAUGAUGAUGGCCAGCCCAUCACCAAAAAGAGGGGCAAGAAGUUCUCAGGAUACACUGAUGCUGCGCUCCAGGAAGCUCAGGAGAUUUUCGGUGGCGACUUUGACUUUGCUGACUUUGAUGCUGAUGCAUAUGACCAGGGUGAGGAGGAGGAAGAGGAUCAAGAUGAAGAGGGCUGGGACCGACCCAAGAAGCAAACUAAGAGGAGGCUGGGGAGGAAAAGCAUUUUUGAGAUCUACGAGCCAAGUGAGCUCGAAAGUAGUCACAUGACUGACCAGGACAAUGAGAUCCGCUCCACAGACAUGCCUGAGCGGUUCCAGCUGCGAGCUAUUCCUGUCAAACCUGCUGAGGAUGAUGAGCUGGAAGAGGAAGCAGAAUGGAUCUUCAGACAUGGGUUUUCCACUCUUACAAUCUCCAUGCAGGAGAGCACAGAUUACCUAGACAGGGGCACAACCACAAACUUCAGCAGAAAAGGUCCCAGCACAAUUGCCAAGAUCAAAGAGGCCCUUAACUUCAUGAGGAAUCAACAAUUUGAGGUUCCUUUUAUAGCUUUCUACAGAAAAGAAUAUGUUGAACCAGAGCUCAACAUCAAUGACCUGUGGAAAGUGUGGCAGUGGGAUGAGAAGUGGACUCAGCUAAAGACCCGGAAGCAGAACCUGACCCGUCUGUUUCAGAAGAUGCAAUCUUAUCAGUUUGAGCAGAUCUCUGCUGACCCUGACAAACCUUUGGCCGAUGGUAUUCGUCCUCUGGACACUACUGACAUGGAGAGGCUGAAGGAUGUACAGACUCUUGAAGAGCUGGGUGAUGUCUACAAUCACUUUUUGCUCUACUACGGACGAGACAUCCCCAAGAUGCAGAACGCUGCCAAAGCCAACAAGAAGAGGCUCAAGAAGAUCAAAGAAGUGUCAGAGGAUGGAGAUGAGGAGGAAUUAGAGGUAGAAGAAGAAGAAGAGCAGAAAGGACCUGAUCUCAAGUUGGCAUCCCGUAGGGAUAUGUACAGCAUCUGCCAGAGCGUGGGACUUGAUGGCUUGGCUAAAAAGUUUGGUUUAACUCCAGAGCAAUUUGGAGAAAAUCUGAGGGACAGUUACCAACGUCACGAGACAGAGCAGUUCCCUGCUGAGCCCGUAGAGCUGGCCAAAGAUUACGUUUGCAGUCAGUUCUCUACUCCAGAGGCAGUGCUGGAGGGAACUAGGUAUAUGGUAGCCAUGCAGAUUGCUCGGGAACCUCUGGUCAGACAUGUUCUCCGACAGACGUUUCAGGAGAGAGCCAAGGUUAACAUCAAACCUACAAAAAAGGGCAAAAAGGAGGUAGACGAAGCUCACUUUGCCUACUCUUUCAAGUAUCUUAAGAACAAGCCUGUAAAAGAACUGAAUGGGGAUCAGUUCUUGAAGAUGUGCCUUGCAGAGGAUGAGGGGCUACUUACCAUUGAUAUCUGCAUAGACCUUAUAGGAGUUAAAGGGUAUGCAGGGGACCAGACGUACUUUGACGAGAUCAAACAGUUCUACUACAGGGACGAGUUCAGUCACCAGGUGCAGGAGUGGAACAGGCAGCGAACUUUAGCCAUAGAAAGAGCUCUCAAUCAGUUCCUCUACCCUCAGAUGGCCAAGGAGCUUAAGAGCAAACUGAUUGCUGAGGCCAAAGAGAGCAUUAUCAGGUCCUGCUGUCGCCGACUGUAUAACUGGCUGAAAGUGGCUCCGUACAGGCCAGAUCAGCAGGUUGAGGAAGAUGAUGAUCUGAUGGAUGAGAAUCAGGGAAAAGGCAUCAGAGUGCUUGGUGUAGCCUAUGCGCCCAGCAGAGAUACUCCAGUAUUCUGUGCUCUGAUCAACGGGGAAGGAGAGGUGAUGGAUUUUCUUCGUCUACCCUACUUCAUGAAGAGAAGGAACGCCUUCAGGGAGGAUGAGAGAGAGAAGAAGGCCAGUGACAUUGAAAAUCUCAAGAGGUUUCUGUCAGGCAAGAAACCUCAUGUAGUAGCUGUUGCUGGAGAAAACCGAGAUGCCCAAAUGAUAAUGGAGGACAUCAAGAGAACUAUCGGCGAGCUUGAGCAGGAGUCCUCUCUGCCUGCUGUAGGAGUGGAACUUGUUGACAAUGAACUGGCCACGCUGUACAUGAACAGCAAGAAGUCUGAGGCUGAUUUUAGGGAUUAUCCUCCGUUGCUGCGACAGGCUGUUUCAAUAGCCAGGAAGAUCCAGGAUCCGCUGGUGGAGUAUGCUCAGGUCUGCAGCACUGAUGAGGAUAUUCUCUGCCUCAAACUACACCCACUGCAGGAACAUGUGGUGAAGGAGGAUUUGCUCGAUGCUCUUUACUGUGAGUUCAUCAACCGUGUUAAUGAGGUUGGAGUAGAUGUGAACAGAGCCAUCGCACACCCUCAUACUCAGAGCCUGGUUCAGUAUGUGUGUGGUUUGGGACCAAGGAAGGGUUCACAUCUUCUCAAGAUUCUGAAGCAGAACAAUACUCGUUUGGAAAACAGAACACAGCUCGUCACAAUGUGUCACAUGGGACCCAAGGUUUUUAUCAACUGUGCUGGUUUCAUCAAAAUUGACACGGCUUCGCUUGGGGACAGUACGGACUCCUACAUUGAGGUCCUGGAUGGCUCUCGUGUCCACCCUGAGACAUACGAGUGGGCUCGCAAGAUGGCUGUAGACGCGCUCGAGUAUGAUGAGUCGGCAGAAGAUGCCAAUCCAGCCGGAGCUCUGGAGGAGAUCUUGGAAAAUCCCGAACGUCUCAAAGACCUGGACUUGGAUGCAUUUGCUGAAGAGCUUGAGAGACAGGGUUACGGAAACAAAGGAAUUACUCUGUAUGACAUCCGUGCCGAGCUGAGCUGUAGGUAUAAAGACUUACGAGUUGCGUACAGAGUCCCUAACACUGAGGAGGUUUUCAACAUGCUCACCAAGGAGACUCCAGAGACCUUUUAUAUCGGUAAGCUGAUCACUAGUGUAGUAACUGGCAUCGCUCACCGGCGCCCUCAGGGAGAGAGCUAUGACCAGGCCAUCCGUAAUGAUGCUACAGGCCUUUGGCAGUGCCCCUUCUGCCAGCAGGACAAUUUCCCUGAACUGAGCGAGGUGUGGAACCACUUUGACAGUGGGUCAUGUCCAGGUCAGGCCAUUGGAGUACGGUCCAGAUUAGAUAAUGGUGUUCAGGGUUUCAUUCCCACCAAGUUUCUCAGUGACAAAGUGGUCAAACACCCUGAGGAGAGGGUCAAGGUGGGCAUGACAGUUCACUGUCGAAUCAUGAAAAUCGACAUUGAGAAAUUCAGCGUUGACCUCACGUGUCGCACCUCUGAUCUAAUGGACAAGGCCAACGAAUGGAAGCUCCCUAAGGACAGCUACUAUGACUUUGACACAGAGUCUGAAGACCAAAAGCUGGAGGAGGAGUUCAAAAAGAAACAACAGCGAACACCAUAUAUAAAGCGUGUGAUUGCCCACCCCAACUUCCACAACAUCAGUUUCAACCAGGCAGAGAAGAUGAUGGAGACCCUGGAUCAGGGUGACUUAAUUAUUAGGCCCAGUAGCAAGGGAGAAAACCACCUCACAGUCACCUGGAAGGUGGCUGAUGGCAUCUACCAGCAUGUUGAUGUGAGAGAAGAAGGCAAAGAGAAUGCUUUCAGCUUAGGGCACACUCUGUGGAUCAACAAUGAGGAGUUUGAAGAUCUGGAUGAAAUUACUGCUCGGUACAUUCAGCCAAUGGCGUCAUUUGCCCGGGAUAUGCUGGGGCAUAAGUACUUCCAGGAGUGCAACAGGGGAAGCAGGGAGAAAAUGGAAGAGUUGCUGAUGCGGACAAAGAGGGAGAAGCCCACCUUCAUCCCUUACUUUAUUUCAGCAUGCAAAGAUCUACCAGGAAAAUUCAUCCUGGGCUACCAACCACGUGCAAAACCACGGAUUGAGUAUGUGACUAUUACCCCAGAUGGAUUCCGCUACCGUUCACAGAUUUUUCCUACGGUGAAUGGGCUUUUCCGGUGGUUUAAGGACCAUUUUCAGGACCCUGUGCCAGGCAUCACUCCCAGUAACAGCAGCCGAACAAGGACGCCUGCCUCCCUGAACGCUACCCCAGCCAAUAUUAACAUUGCAGACUUGACACGAGCUGUCAACGCCCUCCCACGCAACAUGACAUCUCAGAUGUUCAAUGCCAUCGCCGCAGUCACGGGCCAGGGUCAGAACCCCAACACCACACCUGCACAGUGGGGCUCCAGCCAGUACGGCUACGGUGGCAGCACAGGAGGUGGAGGGAGUUCGUCUGCCUAUCAUGUGUUUGCCACACCUCAGCAACCUAUGGCGACACCCAUGAUGACGCCCAGCUACUCGUAUACCACACCGAGCCAGCAAGCUUUGGGCACACCGCAAUACCCAGGCUCCACCCCUCAGUCUUCACAUUCUCAUGCCCACGCCCACCCACAUGGAAGCCACAUGUCACAUCACGGCCAUCACAGCAGUCACCACGGCCACUCAUCGGGCACACCGUCAUCUUCCACCUCAUCCCGAGGACGGACGCCACAACAGCAGCCAAAGCCAAGCAGCAGCAGCUCCACCGCAGUAGACUGGGGCAAGAUGGCCGAGCAGUGGCUGAAGGAAAAGGAAGCAGAGGGCAGAAAGAAAUCUCAGAGGAUGACGCCACGACCGUCACCCAGCCCUAUGAUCGAGAGCACACCCAUGUCAAUCACUGGAGACGCCACACCCCUGCUGGAUGAAAUGGACCGAUAGGGGACAAAGGGGGGCGUUGCUGUACCCCCCCACACACCCAACUUUGUCCCUUUGUACUGCUUCUUCAUCCAGAUAACCCAUUACCCUUUCUCUCCCCAACAUCCCAUCAGCCCCAUCUUCACCUUGACUCUUCAUGUUUUCCCCUUCACCUCAUGAUAUUGUAGCAGCAGUUUUCACUCUGGUGUCACCCAGCCCAUAUCUCGUCUUCCCGUCGACCCAUCAAAUGUUUCAUAACCUCACCUCCAGCCACCUCAUGCUAUGGCUGCAUAGUAUUUUGUACAGUCAGAAUAACACUGUAUACAUCAUUCAAAAUGUCAGUAGAAUGACAUAAAUAAAGGAGAAAAAAAACACUUGAAGUAUGUGGAAGCAGUUACGUAUAGGAUAUGGACCUACACUGACAUUGCCAUUGGUUUUAGUUUGAUCGAGGAAAUAGGUCUGACAGAUGGGGAACAACAACCCGGUCAUGUUUGGCGGAGUUUUAUGAGCAGUUGCCAAAAGAGCUCUUUGCCAAGCCAAUGAGGAAAUUGAAUAUUUGUAUGAAUGCGUCAGAACGAAUAAAGACUUUUUUUUUUCUUGUUUGAAUCUUAAGACUUCAAUCUUCACAUCUGUCAAAGCAAACACACAUGUUACUGAGCAGACACACCCGGUGACAGGAUUUAUAACGCCAGCCUCUGUCAGGCAUGAGUUACAGAUUAUUGUCUCCACCACACGCUGUGAUAUGAUCAGCUGACACCGUGUGAUUGGCUCCUGUAGAUAGCCUCUAAUGUAUUGCUGAAAUUUAAGUGGCCUGUUCUGUGUGGUCAUUAAUGAAGUGCCACACUGAAACAGGGUGUUUUUGAUGACUUCUUGUGUUUCAAUAUGCAGAAGUUGUCUUCAGUUUAAAACUGUUGUUUUUAGUACCUGCUCUCUGACUGGCAGAUUGUUGACGAAACUUUCAUUAGUCUGUCAGAUGUUGAUUUUAAAGUUUACCCAGAUCUGAAUUUCGUGUAUGUUAAAUGUGUGCAGUUCAGUGAAUACUGGUUUAUGAUGUUUGCCAUCUUAAAAGAUGUGAUCGCCACGUGCUGCUGCUGUAAUUCUGUCUGAGUCAGUAUCUCUUUUCUCACUGAUAUCACAGCCUUCAAAAUUUCCAAUAUUCCAGUGGAUGAGCUAAAGUUUUUCUAACACUAUCAACCGAAUAUACUAUCAGACUGACUUCCCACUGCUUAUAUUCCUGAACUCUGUGUAAUGUUCUGAACUGCAUGACAGUUUAUGGCCACCCUGGUUCUCUCCUGAUUCAUGGAUUCAGUUUUACUCUUGCUGUUUGUGCCAGAGUACAAACAGGCAGCACUGGUAUUCAGAGGUGUGUUUAAUUUUGCUGUGUGCGAAGCAACAUGGUCCCAUAAUAUGCAUAAUCUUUUUAAUUAUGGUUUUGGAGUAAAUGCUCUGGGUUUUACAUUUCUUGCCAGGUGGAGAUCUCACAUGUGUCUCAGCGAGGCUGUGAUUGGUUGUCGGCAGUAGCUGGUCUCCAGCACUGCUGAUGGCUUUUUCUACCUGUGAUCCCUUUAAUAAAAGUGUUCAUAUGAA
Molecule: messenger RNA, 6901 nt
Organism: Maylandia zebra (zebra mbuna)
Lineage: Eukaryota; Metazoa; Chordata; Actinopteri; Cichliformes; Cichlidae
Gene: supt6h
Product: SPT6 homolog, histone chaperone and transcription elongation factor
Biological process (GO): transcription elongation-coupled chromatin remodeling; transcription elongation by RNA polymerase II; nucleosome organization
Cellular component (GO): transcription elongation factor complex
Molecular function (GO): histone binding; nucleosome binding; DNA binding
Source: RefSeq, a predicted model, not a curated record